This is a messenger RNA of Brachypodium distachyon (stiff brome), 1065 nucleotides long. RefSeq lists its product as uncharacterized. The transcript has a single exon. The coding region runs from base 179 to 820 and encodes 213 amino acids. Lineage: Eukaryota; Viridiplantae; Streptophyta; Magnoliopsida; Poales; Poaceae. The record is from RefSeq and is a predicted model, not a curated record.
CAUUCGACCGCGGCAUACACCAUUUCUUUACGCGUCUUUAGCUCUAGCUGACUGCUCGUGGAAUUCCUCGCUUAGUCGCUUGCCCCCUUCAAUUCUUGGCAGAACCACUUUCAUCAAAUCGCUUUCUCUCCGAUAUUCCGUCCGCCAUUGAUGCAACUCGACCAAAACCGCGGCCACGAUGGCGGAGAUGGUGGGGUCUCUGGUCGUCGGCGAGCUGGUCAACAGGGCCUCCUCCUUCCUCAUCAGCAAGCACAAGGAGCGCUCCGCCACCGCCCGCACCACGACCGAAACCCUAGAGAGGCUGGAGAUGGCGCAGAUCAGGAUGGAGGCGGCGCUGGCGGUGUCCGCCCGGUGCGGGCAGGUCGUCACCGACGUGGCGUUGCUCCGGUGGCGGCGGGAGCUGCGGCGCGGCGCCGACGAGUGCGCCGCCGCGGCGCGCCGGUGGGAGCUGCGGGCCAUGGAGGAGGAGCAGGCCAGGGAGGCGCUCGCGCGGGCGUGGCUGCCUGCACGGGUCGCUCGCCUCGUGGCUUCCUUCGUCUCGUCCCUCUUCAGCCACCGGCGCAACGAGGAGCCCUGUGAGAAGGUUGUUGGGAGGUUCGAGAAGCUGGCUGAUGGCGCCGGAGAUUUCCUGAGGUGCGUGCAGUCCGGCUCCGGCAGCGCCCGUCGCGCUUUGUUGGAGGACGACAUUGUCAGGAAGCCUGCUGUUAGAGGAAACUCAGGAAAGGAUGUGGGGUACGGUACAGUCUGGUUCAGGGAGGUUCGCAGCGCUGCCUGCGUUCAGGAUCCAGGAAAAGUGGUCUGGAAAUUAAACAAGUUGUGAUGUGAUUACAGAUACUGUGAAGUGUAAAGUAGGCGGCAAAGGAAAUGUUUUAAGUUCAGCUAGCCAUUUUCAGCUUGAGUCGAACUCUGUAUAUUUGGUAUCAUGUCUCAAUUCUGCAUCACAUCGUUCAGGAGGCGGUCACGUCCACCUGCUGAAAGACGUGCUUCCCCGAUUCAUAUUGAUUGUUAAAAUAUUAUAUGUAUCCAAACGCUUUUCAGACAUAAAUAUAUUCAUAUUUGAACAAA